This is a messenger RNA of Racocetra persica, 247 nucleotides long. NCBI's taxonomy places the organism in Eukaryota, Fungi, Glomeromycota, Glomeromycetes, Diversisporales, Gigasporaceae. The record is from the annotation of a GenBank genome assembly.
CUUUGUACCAUUAUACAUGGUUGUAAUUUCAGUCGUCUAUACACAUUAUACAGUCGGCCAUGUUGGCGAUGUAUCUUUAUAUUGCCCAACUGCAAACUAUGCUUCCUUGGUAGUUCCUAGUAUAUUUGCAUAUUGGGGUGGAUGUUGCCCAAGUGAAGAAGAUUUUAAAGUCCAUUCAAGAUUUUUGUCAAGCGUCAAUCUUGGUUCUAAAGAUGAUAGUGAGGCGUUAUUGAGAAAAUUUAAUUGA